AAAGGAGAAAAGAGAGGGAAGGGAGGGGGUGGAAGGGUUGAUAGGAGGUAAGGGAGAGGAGAUUAAAGGAUAAGUUCACCUUUUGGACAAAAAUAAUAAAUGCACAUUUUUUUGCAGGUAAAAAAGUGUGCAUUUAUUAUUUUUGUCCAAAGGAGCCUGGAAAGCAUUGCACCAGUGAUCAAUAGAUCGCUGAUGGCAUGCAGGUCUCCUGAAGGCCUGUCAGUAUAUCUGCUUGCAGUACUGGAUGUACAGUCAAUCAGAUAUUCUGACAGGAAGCUUCAAUGAACUACCAUGGCGCUC
Molecule: messenger RNA, 300 nt
Organism: Staurois parvus
Lineage: Eukaryota; Metazoa; Chordata; Amphibia; Anura; Ranidae
Source: the annotation of a GenBank genome assembly